Molecule: messenger RNA, 2214 nt
Organism: Phytophthora nicotianae INRA-310
Lineage: Eukaryota; Oomycota; Peronosporomycetes; Peronosporales; Peronosporaceae
Exons: 2
Coding region: 1-2214 (737 amino acids)
Biological process (GO): regulation of gene expression
Cellular component (GO): nucleus; cytoplasm
Molecular function (GO): mRNA binding
Source: RefSeq, a predicted model, not a curated record
AUGGAGCUGCCAUUCGUAGCGCCCUCCAGCGCAGACACCGAUGACGCUGGUCGCAAGUCCAAACUCCUCGCUUUGCUCGACCGCGCCCGCGUGAACCGCGGUCUCCAACCGGAACAAAACGGCGACACCGUGGACGAAGAACAAGUGAUGGACUACAGACCUCCUCCUAUCAAAACCGAGCCGACUGAUAUAAAGAGCGAACAGAUUAAUGAUCUGCAUCAACAGCAACACACACCCAAGUGUACAUGCAAUCACAGCCACCAGUCAUCCCCAGUGUCAACAAACAAUGCAUCACAGGCUCUACCAGCCUCAGGACGCCGAGAACGAGGCUUUAAUGGCAUCUCAACACCCGAUAACGAAAGCUCAGCGUCACAUACCACCGUGACGUCCACUGGAUCGUCGAUAAAUGCCAUGUUUAUCAAUUCCGAGGUCGUUGGAGGCAGCUUAACGGUCAUUCAGACUGCGGGUGAAGAUGCCAGACAGAGCGACACCUCCCAUGCUUCUACUGCUCGCGUUGCUGUCCUGAGCUCGGCACCAAAGCCACGUAUUGCAGACCUAACGGGUGGCAGAGAUAAAGUCCCGCGACUCCAACAGCUUAAACCCCUGGAAGUACCGAGAAAUCCUACACACCAACCUCAUUUAGAGGAAAAGCGCCCUAUGAAACGUGAACUUCCUGCACGAGAUGAACCCAAACAACCCCGUACAAAACCUUCCCAUACGAAUACAUCGCUCAUGCUGAAAAAGCUGGAGCUGCUCACACCGGACGAGUACGAAGACUCGGAACUCCAUGGCGAUUUCCAGCACAUGCUGCACAUUUUGAUCCCUUCCAACGCCACUACCGCUCUUCUGGAACGUCGUGGGCAGCCAAUUCAAAGCAUCAGUCAGCAAUCAGACUGCACACUAUCCAUUCGCGAGCCGGAGGCCUCGCCAUUCAAAGACGAUCGCUUGUUACGCAUCUACGGGAAAGCCAAAGGCAUCAGUUUAGCUCAACGGCUUGUCAUCGCGUACAUUCGAGCGUAUCGAGCCGAUAAAGGAGACCCAAACUACAUGGAUUUAACCAACGAGUCCCCUCCCGUUGCACUCCCUGCCACGUCCAUUACUAAAGCUAUGAGCGUCGCUGUCUCUGGGAAGAAAAACGAACUGGAGUUCACUAGUCCGUUUGUCUGGAUGGUCCCGCGUGAAGACGUGGGUAAAAUGAUGGGGCGACAGGGCAGUAUCCUCGCAGCAAUCCGCCAGAACACAGGAGCAGCGAUUCAUCUGGAUAAGGACAGCGUCCCCGGCACUUCCGAGCGUCGAGUGGUCCUGAUUGGCACUGUGGACUCUAUCGCUGCAGCGAUCGAAGAGAUUAAAGCCAGAUCUGGUGGACAUCCGGAGGUAUCAGCAAGUCCGAGUGGCAGACUUGGACAGUAUUUCGCCAUCCCGUAUCACACCUCUGGCUUCCUUAUCGGUCCACAAGGCUCCACUGUUAAGAGUAUUACUGAACGUACCGGUGCUCGUCUACAAAUUCCUUCAGCGGAGGACUUACCGUUGGGUAGUGUGAACCGCAUUCUACACAUGCAAGGCGCUCCUAAAGAAGUAGAACACGCCCGACGUGUCGUUGGAGCCAAGCUACGUGACUAUCUGGCUUCGAACAAGUGUCCACAAACAGUGACACCGAUCUCAACUGGUCGGAAGGGCGACAAAGUCACGAUCAAGACGCUGUUGCCGUCGAGAAUUUGUGGCUUUAUGCUGGACAACAGAGGUAAACUUAUUCGUGAGAUCUCGGAAAAAUCGGGCGCUCACACACACCUCUUAGCGCCACAUGAUGAUGAAAGUCGAGUCUGUGUAUUUAACGGAGAGAUGAGCUGUGUGCUACGUGCACAACGUCUGGUGUUACAGGUCAUUGCAGGAGAUGCGAUCUCUUCGAAACAUACAGCCAUACCGAGGAAACACGUGAUGAAGGCCAUGAAGAGCGUCCACGCCGGCCAAUUCGACGGCCAGUCACUCGUCCACGCGAGUACGUUGAAGAAUAUCACGACUAUGACCAUGAAGACUACGACCAUGACGAAUAUCAUGAAGAGCGAGUACCGUACGACGUACCCUACUCUCGUAUUCCUAAGAGGCCAAUCGUACGUCGACAGCCUCGUAGACAUCAAGAGGAGUAUGAUUCCGACUAUCAAGAGUACGAUGACUACAGCUAUGAAGACGACAGUGAUGACUACGAACACUCAUUAA